CGGAUGUAAACAAAGAUGUGUUACUGUGGCAGAUGCUCCGCUGAGGAGAGAAACCUGUGUCCGUGUGACGAGGAAAGGAGACACGUUUAUCUCCAGGACAACAGGGACACGGACUGAAGGUGGAACACGGCAGCUAAACAUGCUAACAGAUGCUAACAGAGCUAACCGGGCUAACCGAGCUAACAGAUGCUAACAGAGCUAACCGGGCUAACCGAGCUAACAGAUGCUAACAGAUGCAGCAGCUGAAACCAACUGGAAAGUUCAGUUUAACCGUGAAACCGUUUGAUCCAGACUCACCUCCAACCAGCUGCAGGUCUGAUCCAGUCUGCCCUGGUCUGAUCUGUCCGGAGGAGCAGCAGUGAUGGCGAGCCGCGGUCGGGGUCGGAGGACGAUGAGUUUCAGUGUGGACGCUGUCGGCAUCAGCAGAGGAGACGGUUUACCUCCAUCUAUGCAACAGCCUACACCUCUGUUCCCUGUGAUGGAGCAGAAGCCCCUCCCCCUGGCAGGUGGGGAGGAGGCGGAGUAUCUGUUAGCUCUCAAACAGGAAUUCAGAGGAGCCAUGAGGAGUCUACCCUGCUUCAUCCAACCAGCUGCUCCACACAGAGAUGUGGAGAGGUACUCUGAUAAAUAUCACAGCGGUGAGCAGACAGACAGUCUGCUGGCCUGGACUCCAGACUGGAAGAGAUUCCCCAGAGAGCUCCGAGUCCACAUGAGGAAACCCUGCAGAGACGGUGUGUCGGCGGCAGUCAGUCGGUCGGACAGAGUUCAGUCUGCUCAGAGGAAGAAACGCGUCAAAGAGAAAGAGGAGGUGCUGCUCAAACUGGAGACCCUGGAGAAGAAGGAGGAGCAGGAGAGUUCAGAGGAGGAGGAGGGAGAGGAGAAGAAGAAACAGGAGGAAGAGGAGGCAGAGGGAGAGGAGGAGUAUGACGAAGAAGAGUUUGAGGAGGAGACGGACUACAUCAUGUCAUACUUCGAUAACGGGGAGGACUUUGGAGGAGACAGUGACGACAACAUGGACGAGGCUAUUUACUGAAACAGCAGCGCACACACACACACACAGAGGACACUGUGGACAAAUGUGAGCAGGUGUGUGUUUGUGUCCCGGUCUCUGCAGACAAACCGUCCAGUGACUGUUUCUCUUUGGGUUUUUAAUGACAUGGAUCCGGCUCAGAAAGAGACGGAGGACUCGGUGGACAGGUGGAGUUUGACCUGAUGGACCUCUGCACUGACACGUACCCACGUCUCAUGGGUUUACUGAUCCAGACCGUAGGGGACGGAGGAGGUCUGCAGCUGGAGGACAGAACUCCCACAACAAAAACCACAUAUUCAGAACCAGGAGACGAUGAGCGUCCGAAUCACUGAGCAAUAAUCAGAUCAAUAAAUCAAUCAAUAGAAUCAAAGAUCAUCAAACUGAACAGGACACUGAGGAAAUCCAGAAGUUUCUGCACAAACUUUUCCGCUCAAUAAAAACUGAGUUUGGAUUUGACAAGUGUCACUAGCACCAGCUGAGGACUGAGGGGGACAUGUCCAGUCAGGGACCCGGGGUUCACAGGUCAAUGUCACAGCAGAGUCAGGCUGAAACUGACUGAGCUCAUUCAUUCAUCCAUUCAUUUGUUCAUCCAUUCAUUGUUUGGCUUUUAAAACUGUGAGAAAUGUUGUCACAAUUACCCAGAAUCCAAAGGGGCACCUGCACCAUGUUUGUUUGGUCCAAACCUGAAAGUGAUUCAACAUUAAAAAGACAAAGACGCCAUCAGUUCAUCAGAACGUCCGUCCAAGCUUCAGAGGACGAGAGGAAAUACGGUGGUACUAUACUGACCGGCCUGAGAUCACAGGGUCGGCGGUUCGAUGCCGCGACCAAGCACAAUGUGUACGGGUGGUGAUGAAGGAGACACCCCCCCCCCCCCCCCUCUGUAACUACAGUUGUGGUGCCCCUGAGCCAGGCACCGAUCCACCCAAGCCCCCGGGUGUCCUCUGCUCCACCGUCUCUAACUCUAACCCCUGGUUGGGAACAACUUGAGGGACAAUAAAGGAUUAAAAUGAAUGAAAUGUCCCUGCUUCCUGUCCACUGCUGUCCUGACCGUGGUGGUUCAGGUUCUGGACUCUGUAGAGGACAGUGUCUUACUUUGGUUUGUUUACAGAGCUGCUGCUGCUGCAUGUCCAGAAAUAACCCUCCCUCCGUCCCUCCGUCUCAUGUUCCUCCAGGACAUCCACUCUGAUCUGAGAUCAGAUCAAAUUGCACUUCUGUCUUUACACUUUUAUUUUGGAAGCUCUUUCUAAGAAGCGUUUCCUGCCGUGGGGACGGAGAGCGAGCGUCUGGUUAACGUGAGCUCCUGCAGGAUCUGGACUUUGUCCUGAUUGUCUCACAGCAGAUGUGUGCUGCAUGUUGUCCUCAGGACGCUGUGACCUUUGACCUCCUUUCUAUCUGCAGGGUUUCGUUGACUCAGAGCUAACGUUAGCAUUGACUCAGAGCUAACGUUAGCAUUAGCUCAGUGCUUCCAAAUGUGGAAACAGAAAGAGGAAACUGAGCAGCAGCGCUGACUCAGCUGAUCACUCUCUGAACGAGUGAUCGCCGGGCCUCAGCCAAUCACACGCCACCUGGAUACCCCGCUGACCAAUGAGGGUGAAGACAGUUCCCAAAAAAAGGAAAGGACAAGGUGUAACAUGACGACCCGCAGUGUUUAAUACGUGAUGUAAGUGUGAGUCUGUGCACUUCGUGUGUUGUGUUGUCAGAGGUCACAAGGUUUCUGAUGUGAACAGCUGCAGUCACAGUAAACAGAGUCUGAUUACACACACACACACACACACAGACACACACACAGACACACACACACAGACACACAGACAGACACACACACACACACAGACACACACACAGACACACACAC
Molecule: messenger RNA, 2885 nt
Organism: Toxotes jaculatrix (banded archerfish)
Lineage: Eukaryota; Metazoa; Chordata; Actinopteri; Toxotidae
Gene: polr3glb
Product: RNA polymerase III subunit GL b
Exons: 8
Coding region: 362-1033 (223 amino acids)
Biological process (GO): transcription by RNA polymerase III
Cellular component (GO): RNA polymerase III complex
Source: RefSeq, a predicted model, not a curated record